This is a messenger RNA of Ascochyta rabiei, 3543 nucleotides long. Its product is annotated as Structural maintenance of chromosomes protein 2. The transcript is spliced from 6 exons. Gene Ontology annotation, cellular component: chromosome. Bases 1 to 3543 code for a protein of 1180 amino acids. Lineage: Eukaryota; Fungi; Ascomycota; Dothideomycetes; Pleosporales; Didymellaceae. Gene Ontology annotation, molecular function: ATP binding; protein binding; ATP hydrolysis activity. Gene Ontology annotation, biological process: chromosome organization. The record is from RefSeq and is a predicted model, not a curated record.
AUGAAGAUCACAGAGCUGGUCAUAGACGGCUACAAGUCGUAUGCUGUUCGAACAGUCAUCUCUGGCUGGGACGACAGCUUCAACUCGAUCACGGGACUGAACGGAUCCGGGAAAUCGAACAUCCUCGACGCAAUAUGCUUCGUGCUGGGAAUCACAAACCUGGGCGUCGUGCGAGCCCAGAAUUUGCAGGACCUCAUCUACAAGCGCGGUCAAGCAGGCGUCACCAAAGCCAGCGUCACCAUUACCUUUGACAAUCGUGACACCAAGAACAGCCCUGUGGGCUUCGAGAACCUCCCCUCCAUCGCCGUGACGAGAACCAUUGUGCUUGGCGGAGCAAGCAAAUACCUGAUCAACGGAAACCGCGCGCAGCAAAAUACCGUCCAAAACCUGUUCCAGUCGGUGCAGCUCAAUAUCAACAAUCCAAACUUCCUCAUCAUGCAAGGACGCGUGACAAAGGUGCUGAACAUGAAGCCGGUCGAGAUUCUUUCAAUGCUGGAGGAGGCUGCAGGCACACGCAUGUUCGAGGACAGGCGAGACAAGGCCUACAAGACCAUGGCGAAGAAAGAGGGCAAGGUGCAGGAGAUCACAGAAUUGCUGCGCGACGAGAUCGACCCCAAGCUCGAGAAGCUGCGACAAGAAAAGCGCGCCUUCCUCGACUUCCAACAGACACAGAGCGAACUCGAGAAGCUCACAAAACUCGUCAUCGCAUACGACUACACACGCUUGCAAGAGCAACUGCAACAGUCUGGAGACGACCUGGAAGCCAAGAAGCAACGGACGAAAGACCUCGAGGAAUCGACUGUGCGCAUGAAGAAGGAGAUUGAAUUCCUGCAAGAAGACAUCAAGAAAGUCAAGGCUACAAGAGAAAAGGAGCUUCGCAAAGGCGGUAAGUUCCAAGCGCUGGAAGAGGAGGUCAAAGCGAAUUCGCAUGAAGUUGUACGACUAGAUACUGCUCUGGAUCUGAAGAAGACUAGCAUGGCCGAGGAGACCGAUCAGAAAAAGAGCGUUGAGAAGAGCGUCAAAGAGCUAGAGAAGCAACUGCAGGGCAAGAAGAUGGUGCACGAAAAGCUGCAAGAGAAGUAUCAGGCUGCGCGCGAUGAGCUGGCAAAGCAGACUGAGGAAGUGGAGAAGAAGGAGGAGCUGUUGCAGACGCUACAAACCGGUGUUGCCUCGAAAGAGGGCCAGGAGAGCGGUUACCAAGGUCAACUCCAGGAUGCGAGAAACCGAGUCAGCGCUGCAGCCACUGAACAAGAGCAAGCCAAGCUUAAGAUCUCUCAUCUCGACAAGCAAAUCAAGGAUGAUGAGCCUAAAGCUAAAAAAGCCAAGCAACAAAAUUCGGGGCUGCUCAACGAUCUCGAGGCACUGAAAUCGCAGGCGCAGAAGCUCGAGGCUGACCUUACGAAAAUGGGCUUCGAUGAGAGCAAAGAGUCGGAAAUGUACCAACAGGAGUCACACUUACAAGCCCGCAUCCGCGAGCUGAAGCAGCAGGCGGAUGAGCUGAGGCGGAAAGUCUCGAAUAUCGACUUCAGCUACAGCGAUCCGUCUCCGAACUUCGAUAGAUCCAAGGUUAAGGGUCUAGUCGCUCAGCUCUUCACCUUGAAGAAAGAACACACCGACGCGGGUACUGCACUAGAAGUCUGUGCGGGUGGACGACUUUACAAUGUGGUCGUUGACUCUGCCGCCACUGGUAAACAGUUGCUAGAGAAUGGCAGGCUAAAGAAGCGAGUCACCAUCAUCCCCCUUAACAAGAUUGCUGCGUUCCGAGCGUCUGCACAGAAGAUUGGCGCUGCGCAAAAGAUUGCUCCCGGGAAAGUUGACCUUGCCUUGUCACUUGUAGGGUACGAUGACGAAGUCACGGCCGCCAUGGAAUACGUAUUCGGUUCGACACUCGUCUGCGAAGAUGCAGAGACUGCUAAGCGUGUGACCUUCGAUCCUGCAGUGCGCAUGAGGAGUGUCACGUUCCAGGGCGAUACCUAUGACCCUGCAGGUACCCUGUCUGGUGGCAGUGCACCACAAUCGAGUGGUGUUCUGGUCACGAUGCAGAAGCUCAAUGAGAUUAUGACCGAACUUCGAUCCCAGGAGCAGCAGCUCCAGCAACUCCAGGCUACUGUAGCAAGAGAGAAAAAAAGAAUGGAUGCUGCGCGCAAAACGAAGCAGGAACUCGAUCUCAAGAAGCAUGAGAUCAAGCUUACAGAGGAGCAAAUCAGCGGCAACUCUUCGUCGUCUAUCAUUCAAGCUAUUGAAGAGAUGAAGCAGAGUGUCGCCCAGCUGAAAGAGGAUGUGAAAGCUGCUAAGGCCAGACAGGAUGAGGCGAAAGCAGACAUCAAGCGUAUCGAGCGUGACAUGAGCGAAUUCAAUAACAACAAAGACAGCAAGCUGGCGGAAUUGCAGUCGUCACUCGAGAAGUUGAAGAAGGCCUUGAGCAAAAACAACGCAGCCAUCAAGCCCUUGCAGUCAGAAGUGCGUGAGGCUAUGGUGGAGUCUGAGCAGUGCGGCAGCGAUCUUGCAGCAGCGCAAGAGCAGUUAGAGGAUGUUCAGACAACGCUCAAGACACAACAGGAGGAAAUCGAUGAGCUCCUGGCGGAGCAGAAGCAGGCUCAAGAUGCGCACGAUAUUGCACAGGCUCAAUUAGCUGAUGAGCAGGCAAAGCUGACUGGCUUCGACGAGGAGCUCCGGUCUCUCGAAGACACUAUUCGCGCAAAGAACUCGUCGAUUACAGAAGGUGGGCUAGAGCAACAAAGGCUUGCACACGAGAUUGAGAAGUUCCACAAGGAGUCCGAAGGCGCAGCAGGGCGCAUUGCCGCAUUAGAGAAGGAACACGACUUCAUCGCUAGCGACGCCGAGCUCUUCGGCCGCUCAGGGACUGUCUACGACUUCCGAGGCGUCAACAUGGCCGAUUGCAAACCCAAACGCAAGGCUCUCGAAGAACGCUUCCAGCAACGCAAGAACAAGAUCAAUCCGAAGGUCAUGGCCAUGAUUGACAAUGUCGAGAAGAAGGAAGCUAGUCUCAAGACCAACAUGGCAACGGUCAUCAAAGAUAAGAAGAAGAUCGAGGAUACGAUUCUUAAGCUUGAUGAAUAUAAGAAGGAGGCCCUGCACAAGACAUGGACAAAGGUUAAUGCCGACUUCGGCGCGACCUUCAACUUGCUGUUGCCUGGUAGCUUUGCGAAAUUGGACCCACCUGAGAACAAGACCAUCUCGGAUGGUUUGGAGGUCAAGGUCAUGCUGGGCAAGGUCUGGAAGCAGUCCCUUACUGAGCUGUCUGGUGGUCAACGGUCUCUAAUCGCGCUCUCGCUCAUCAUGGCACUACUCCAGUUCAAGCCAGCACCUAUGUACAUUCUGGACGAAGUUGACGCUGCGCUUGAUAUGUCACAUACGCAGAACAUCGGUCAACUUAUCAAGACGAGGUUCAAGGGCUCACAAUUCAUUGUGGUUUCUCUAAAGGAUGGCAUGUUUCAGAACGCAAAUCGCAUCUUCAAAACGCGUUUUGUUGAUGGCACAAGUGUUGUGCAGGCGACAACUGCUGCUGCAGAGGCGAGGUAA